Molecule: messenger RNA, 2666 nt
Organism: Manihot esculenta (cassava)
Lineage: Eukaryota; Viridiplantae; Streptophyta; Magnoliopsida; Malpighiales; Euphorbiaceae
Exons: 9
Coding region: 68-2377 (769 amino acids)
Molecular function (GO): protein binding
Source: RefSeq, a predicted model, not a curated record
AAUAAAAAAUAAAAAUAACACCCUGUUUGUUAGUUAGAGAGAGAAAGAGAGAGAGAGAGGGGAAAAAAUGGGUAAGAUAGUGGAGACGGGGAAGAAGAAGAAGAAAGGCCGUCCUUCUCUUUUAGAUCUCCAAAAGCGAACACUCAAAGAACAACAACAGCAGCAGCAACAGCAGCAGAAGAAGCAAAACCAAAAUCAAAAUCGAAAUCUUUCCAAUUCAAAUUCGAAUAAUUCAGCCCUUCAGACUUCUCAUAAUUACAAAUCUGCCACUCCUACCCCUCUUCGUCGAUCCACCCGCCGCAACCGUACUGUCUCCUCUCCGGAACACGACGAGGACGACGAAGAUGCCAUUGAAUUGAAUGGGAAGCGUCGAGAGAAGAAGCUCAAGCUUGUCCUUAAAUUGCCUUCAUCCCAAAAAUCGGAACCUGAUUCGGCGUCGCUUAACUCUAAUGGGUCAGAAUUGAAAGGGGAGGAGGAUGAAGCAACGGCAUCGUAUCGCAGAAAGCGGAAAAUCAAUGCGAUCGGUGAUGGAUCUGGGUUUGGUGUCAGCGAAAAGGAAGAGAAGUCUGUUGCUGGCGCAAACCCCACAAAUCAUGUACAAGAUUCGGGACCCUCAACGCCUUUACCUGAUAAAAAGCUGUUACUGUUCAUCCUCGAUAGGCUUCAAAAGAAGGACACGUAUGGUGUGUACUCUGAACCAGUAAACCCAAAUGAGCUUCCGGAUUACCAUGAUAUCAUUGAGCAUCCCAUGGAUUUUGGGACUGUCAGGAAGAAACUAUCUAGUGGGGUUUACACCAACUUGGAACAAUUUGAGAAAGAUGUUUUCUUAAUAUGUUCAAAUGCGAUGCAGUAUAAUGCUCCUGAUACCAUAUAUUUUAGACAGGCACGAAGUAUUCAAGAGCUGGCCAAAAAGAGUUUUGAAAAUUUAAGGCAAGAUAGUGAUGAUAAUGAACCAGAAACUAAAAUAGUGAGGAGAGGUAGACCUCCAACCAAGAAUUUUAAAAAACCAGUUGGUAGGCCUUCACUGGAGCAUGCUGGUUCAGAGGUUGCCUUGGAUCGAACUCCUCCAACUGGGGGAGAGAGCACCAUCUGGUCCAAUAAUGAUCUGAGAAAAGGACCUCAUGUUUCAGACAAGAGCUUUGCAGAUUCAUCAAGUCGAUCACAUGGUUCUCGCAAUGACGCGUAUUGGUUAACUGACAACAAAAAAUCUGAAAGGAAUGAAGAUGCUACAGGCUCCAUGUAUAAGGGUAAUUCAAUGAAGUAUGGGAAAAGACAAUUUGUACUUGAUGAGAACAGACGGAACACAUACAAGCAAUUGCCGGCUGGUGGAGGUGAACCAUCUGUGUUGACUACUUUUGAUGCAGAGAGGAAGCAGCUAAUGGCUGUAGGGCUUCUGACAGAGCAUGGUUAUGCAAGGAGCUUAGAUCGAUUCGCUGCAAAUAUUGGCACUGCUGCUUGGAGAAUUGCUUCGAAGAGGAUUGAGAGGUCUUUGCCUCCUGGAGUGAAGUUUGGCCCUGGGUGGGUUGGGGAAAAUGACAUACCGCCUCAGAGGCCAUUGCUUCUUUCUUCAACCCUUCAAGGUCUGCCGUCACCAUCACGGCUUCUUUCUCUUCCUGAGGAUUCAUGUGCUGUUGCCCCUUGCAAUGUUGAAUCGAGAGAAAAACUAUUAGCAAAACCUGACAAUAUUCUGAGCAAGAACGAGGUACCUCAAAUUCACUCAGCUUCGGAGGCACAAUUAAUCAAUGCUCUUCCUCCAUCUGCCUCAACAUCUACACCCCCUGCAGCUGCUCGUAAAUCUGAACCUUGCACAGAUAGUGAAGCAGAAGCAGCAGUUGAUGGACUUAAUUCACACGUGGGUCUUAACAUUAUCAACAGCAAUACAACUAUGAUCAGGCCAAGGCUUCCCUUCCAGAUUCACCAGAGCGGCACUGUUCACCCGGGCAUUAAUGGAUUUAAUGGCGCAUACGAGUUUAGUCUUCCAGCGCAGAUGGGAAAACUAAUUGGGAAUGCCAGACCUGCUGGUGCUGGAUUUCAGCCAUGUCAGAUGUCUGAUAGAAUCUCUAGAACUAAUACUAACUUUGUCCAUCAAGCAACAACAAACAGCUUGAACUCGGAAAAUCCCAAGUUUUCAGAUAAUUCCUCUACAAUAAAUCCCACGGGUGCACUACCUAAUUCUGGGAACGAGGAAAAGGAAGCACAAAAAUCUGGAGUCAAACAUGGACAUUCUUGGCAACAGUCAAAACCAGAUCCAGGAGUGUCACCACAACAGAAGCCAGAUUUAGUCCCACCUGACCUGAAUGUCAGAUUUCAGUCUCCAGGUUCUCCCAGUUCUAGCCGUGUGGAUUCAGCACAGCCAGAUUUGGCAUUGCAGCUGUAAGAAUAAUCCUGAGUUAUUAUCAUUAUUUUCUUUUUCUCAUCUCUUUGAUUUAUGUUAACCAUAGAAUGGUGGGUUCAGAAUUUGUGCUCGUGGAAGGUCCCUGGGAGGAGCCAUCCGAGCCAUGCCUAAUUGUAUUGUACAAGAGUAGGUUGUUUCUGUACAGAUUAAUCUAUCCUAAUUUGUAGGUUCAUAAAAAGAGAGAAGCUUUCAUUUGUAACAUGGAAACUAAUCAAACCCAAGAUGUAGCAAGAAUUUGAUUAUAAUGCAUUUCAUGUUAGUGGGUCAUAAA